AUAGUUGUCAUUGUCAUCUUCCCCUUUUGCCAGGUUUAAAACUUUGAUACAGAAUUUAUAAAUAAGGCUAGAUUUAAACAAGACUUGCGUUUACAGAUUUUUAAAUACCAAUUUAAUACAGUUUAAAUGCGAACACUCAAUGGAAUCGAAUAAAGAAAUACGAGAAGUUUUUAAUCCUACUAAUUAUAAAUCUUUUACACAAUUAAUAGACAGUUUAGAAAAGUUCUUUCUACAUAAAAACAGUUUAAAUUUUUGUUCUUCAAAUUCAAUUGAUAUGGAUCAAAUUGACAAAGCUUACUUAGAUGAGAUUAAACAUAUUGAUGAUAAUGUCAACAUUUAUUUUGGUAAAACAUUAAAAGAACUCAAAUGCGUUAUAAUUGAUGAAAGUUUUCGAGAACAUGAGAUCUUUAUAACAUUUUCUGGUCCUAGAAAAUUUCAGAUAACUAAGGUAAAUUUACCACAUUUAUCUUAUCAAGAUGAAGAAUACAACAAUAUAAAUGAAAUAAUAGAUACAUUCAGGAAUCAUGUAAACAAUUUAAGUAAUUAUUUCUACGAAUUGGAACAAAUUGAUCAAUUUUGUUUUGUUAUGGAUCCACUACAUCCUUCUUAUAAAGACGAUUAUCGGAAAAUAGCUCUAGAUGAAAGAACUUGGCUCCAUAUAGAAGUAACUCCUGAUGGUGUAGCUAGAAAUAUUUAUCUAAUAGGCCAAUCUGAAUCUUGGAAUGAUAAGUUGCAAAAAGGUUUUUUAACAUGGGAUCAUGAUAAAAGUAUUGUUGACAAUAUCAUGUCUACAUUUGAUAUAUCUAGUUUUUCAAAUAAACAUCAGGUAAUUUUUUCGGAACCAGCAACCAUGUCGGAAAAACAACAUUGUGCAAUUUGUCUGUGUGAGGAGUUGCCACAGGAUCCAAGUGUGCCGCAGCCUCUCUGUCAAAAUAAUAACUGUGGUGUUUACUACCAUAGGAGCUGCUUAUAUGAGUGGCUCCUUGCUUCUGCUGGAGGUAGGCCACCAGCUUUCGGAGUGGCAACUGGUAGCUGUCCAACAUGCUCUCAUCCUAUAGCAUGUUCAUUACUUGAUAAAUAAAUUUGAUAUGUUUUA
Molecule: messenger RNA, 1096 nt
Organism: Papilio polytes (common Mormon)
Lineage: Eukaryota; Metazoa; Arthropoda; Insecta; Lepidoptera; Papilionidae
Gene: Fancl
Product: E3 ubiquitin-protein ligase FANCL
Exons: 4
Coding region: 140-1081 (313 amino acids)
Biological process (GO): interstrand cross-link repair; protein monoubiquitination
Cellular component (GO): nucleus; Fanconi anaemia nuclear complex
Molecular function (GO): ubiquitin protein ligase activity
Source: RefSeq, a predicted model, not a curated record